This is a messenger RNA of Rhodofomes roseus, 1402 nucleotides long. RefSeq names its product Sec20-domain-containing protein. Gene Ontology annotation, cellular component: endoplasmic reticulum; SNARE complex. Gene Ontology annotation, molecular function: SNAP receptor activity. The coding region runs from base 49 to 1101 and encodes 350 amino acids. Gene Ontology annotation, biological process: retrograde vesicle-mediated transport, Golgi to endoplasmic reticulum. The record is from RefSeq and is a predicted model, not a curated record. Lineage: Eukaryota; Fungi; Basidiomycota; Agaricomycetes; Polyporales; Fomitopsidaceae. The transcript has 5 exons.
CAACAAUUACAGAGGCACGUUGUGCCUCGACACGCCUUCAUCGCAACCAUGCCUCCUCUACCUAGCACGCUCAACGAAGAAAUCGUUUCUACCAUUGAAUCACUACGUAGGCGGCGCAAGGACCUCUCAGAGUUCCAAAUCCAGCGUUUGCGGACGUGCACAGGCCCGUUAGGCGUUCAGCAACAGUAUGCAGCUGAGCUGCGUGAAGACCUCGACGCAUUCACUCGGCAAGUCGAGAGCCUAGAACUCUCAGUGGAUGACCAGCGGACGGAGCGAGACCGAAGAGAGUUGUGGCAGGUAGUGGACGAGUUCCGGGCUGACCUGGCGAGCUUGAAGAAGGACACACGAGCCGCACUACUAGCAUCCAAACGCGCUAUUGAUGCGAACCAGCUAUCAAACCGGGAUGAGCUCUUGCGAUCGUCGGCGGUCACGGAGAAGCAAGACUUGAGCGAGAAAGUCGUUGAGGAUGCCCUGAUGAAGGCGAACAAUGAUGUCACAGAAGCUUUGCAGCGGACAAUAGCACUCAUGCAAGGCGAGCUCGAGAAGUCGGUACUCUCAACGCAGCUACUCGAUGCAUCCAGCUCGUCUCUGCGUUCCACCUCCUCCACGCACGAUGUCCUCGACGGCCUCCUCGUUACGUCGAAGCACCUGAUCACCGCACUCGAGAAGUCCGACUGGCUUGACCGCCUGCUCGUCCUGGCCGGGCUCGCCUUCUUCAUUCUAGUCGUCGUCUUCAUCCUGAAGCAGCGGAUCGUUGACCGCGGACUCCGGAUCGCGUUCUGGUGGACGCGUUUUAUCCCGGAUUUCAGUGGCGACGAGCGGCUGCUAGACGUAGAGGAGGCGAAGGCGACAGCCAGCGCGGUGAUGGGCACGGCUGCAAGCGUAGCGGCGAGUAUAUCGGCAGCGACUGUGUCGGCAUCAGGUAACCCGUCCAGUUCAUUGUCUGCAGUCGUCAGCCCCUCGGUGGCGAGCGAGCCACCUACAUCGCGUGCGAAGGAGGAAGCGUCUACACCUCUGGAGACUCUCUUAGAUACCCUCCUCGCGUCAUCCACUUCGGCGGCAGACGGUGCCAAGGAGACAGGACUUCACGACGAGUUGUAGGUAAUGCGAGCUCCCUACGCUUAUGUAUCAUUUACCGCAGGGCCUCCGUUAUGUACGGAUUCAUAUACGAUUCGUGACAGCAAAGCCCCGACAGUCAUCGAUCAUACCGGCGAUGCAUAUGGACUAACCAGGACACCAAAUGUCACCGCAAAGCAAUCAUCCUUCCCUGGUGUGGGGGUGUCACUGAGGUGUUCAAGAAUCGAACAAGUACUCGGUUUAACGUCUCAGGGACUGAGGAGGUGGAUCUCACAUCGACAAUCCUGAGCUAGAAAGUCUCUGAGCUUCUCCCAAACGUGUCAAC